CUGUUGUCAGUGGUCAUGUUACAGCCCUGUAAUGCGAUUUUCUCCCCCUCAUUCGAGGCUUCCCUAGGGAGUUCAAGUCCAGUUGGCUCUUUAUCAUCGGAGGAUCAUGACUUUGACCCAACAGCAGAAAUGUUAGUUCAUGAGUAUGAUGAUGAGAGGACUCUAGAGGAGGAAGAGUCUCUGGAAGGUGGGAGGAAUUUCAGCUCUGAAAUUGCAGAUCUGGAGAAGGAAGGGAACAUGCCUUUGGAGGAACUGUUGGCCAUCUAUCGCUAUGAGGCCUCAGCAGGCUCCAGUAUAGACAGCUCCUCUGGAGACCUAACUGAUGAGCUGCCUGACAUGACUUUGGAUAAGGAGGAAAUCGCUAAAGACCUGUUGUCUGGAGAUUACGAGGAGGAGACCCAGUCCUCAGCUGAUGAUCUGACUCCCUCAGUUACCUCACACGAGGCCACUGAUUUCUUUCCAAGAACACUUAGAUCCAACGCUAUCUCUGAUGGUGAUAAAGAGUCAGAGUGUGAUGAAGAUGGUCCAAGCCCAGAGGACUCCAGAAAGGAAAUAAUGGUGGGAACACAGUACCAAGCAGAGGUUCCUUCUUGCCUCUGUCACUACAAAGAUGGAGAGAAAGUCUAUGAAGAUGAAGAUGAGUUAUUAUGGAGCCCAAGUAUAUUGUCAGAAAACAAGGUUAGGGGUUUCUUGUCGGAAGUGCUGUCACGGACAACAGAUGAAAAGGCAGGAUGCGACAAACCAGGGAUGCAUGUUCGAGACAAUGAGCAGGCUUUGCAUGAGCUUGUAAAAUGCAACUACAACACCCGUGAAGCACUAGAGAGAUACUGCAGCCAUGUAAAGUCUUCGAAAGAAAAAUCACCUCUGUGGUCGGAAGAAGAAUGCAAGAACUUUGAACAUGCUCUACAGAUGUAUGACAAGAAUUUUCACCUCAUACAGAAACACAAAGUCACAACACGAACAGUAGCAGAAUGUGUGGCGUUUUAUUACAUGUGGAAGAAGUCCGAGCGCUUUGAUUUCUUUGUGCAGCAGAAUCGGUUUGGGAAGAAGAAGUACAGUAGCUAUCCUGGUGUAACUGACUUGAUGGACAGACUGGUGGAUGAAGCAGAGGGACUAGCAGUGGACAGUUCCUCCUCUGUGUGUUCAGGAGCUGGUGGAGGAGGAAGGCUAGAGACCACCACAGAACAGCAACUCAGCCUGCUCAACUCCAUCACUGCCAGCGACCUCACAGCUUUGAGCAACAGUGUAGCAACAGUGUGCAGCCCUACAGAGGUUAGCUGCCUGGACUCCUACAGUUUUCCUCCACUGGAAAGUCUCCAUCGUGGCUCCCUAAACCACGAUGAAUCCCUUGGGUUCCCCUCUAACGGUGCAGACCCUGACUGCCUCAACAUGCUUGAUGCUGGCUUCUACCACUCAGACCUGGGCCAGCUAGGAGGGGUCUGUGUCAAUAAGGACUGCGAGCGGCCCUCCAAGAGACUCAAGAUGGCACUGCCUGACUCCUUUAUCAAUGAUGUGUCUGUGGGUAACCUAGGAGUGGACUUUGAAGCGCGACGGACAACGACGCAUCACCACCGAAUCACUGGCGCCAAAAUGGCAGUGUCUGUCACAGACUUUGGGAGCUUGGCCGGCAGCGGCGAGCCCAACGGGUUUCUGGGAGCACAUGCACGGCACCACACACAGCACACUGCAGCACUUCAGUCAGAGUGAUCUUCCUCAUCUUCUUUCCCUGUUCUUCCCUUUUGAAACCCCAUUUUCCCGAUUGUACAUAAGACUGACCUCACUGGAAAAUCCAAUUUGUUUAAAUUCUAUUAUAUAUAUAUAUAUAUAUAUAUAUAUAUCUAUAUGUAUAUGAAUAUACUUUUUGUUUUCAUUUUUUGUGUAAUAUGACAUCAGUGAUGUCUAUCAUAUAGAACUAAAAUCUUGAUUUCUCUCAAGAGUUUAUAUAGCCAUUUAUUUUAUUUUCGUUUUGCAGUCUUGAGAUGUGCAUCGUCCAUGUACAGUUGGGCCCAGAGGCUGCAGUAGGAGAGUUGUGGAUCUUCCUCCCUCACAUCUACACACAACAUCUUCAGAGUUACAGUAUGUUAUCCUGCCAUUCUUUCCAGAUGCCAAAAUUAGUUUGUUUUCAGCCUCUAGUGUUAGCAUUUAGUUACCCAUCGUUGUUGUUUGAAGUGGUACUUCUUUUCUUUUUUAAAUAGUGUUUGGUUUACAGGUACUUUAUCAACAACCAGACUGGUGCAGAUGGUUUUAUUUAAUCCCAAAUAUACCUGGGUACAUAUUGUACGAAGAGCAACACUAGCAUGGAGAGUAGCUUGGAGACCAGGAAGUGUUGUGGCUUUAGCUGCUAACGCCCUCCUGUUUUAUUUUCUUUUAAUUUUCUCCUGUGGAAGCUUGUUUAUAGUUCACUAGUUUACUUUUGUUCAGAGUGGCCAAACUGGAACAUGUGUAUGUAAAUGUAUUAUUUUUUUAUUUUUUAAAUCCCAGGUAGUUUAACCCAAAUUCCAGGCCUCGAUUCAUAGUUGUUCUAUUACCUUUUCAAACGGGAUGAAGAAUACCUGUUCAGAGUAACUUAAUGGGAGUUAUCUUGUUUCAUUUUUGGAUAUAUAUAUAUAUUUUAUUUUUUUUGAAAAAUCCUGCCUCUUUUUUAGGAGGAUAUCAGCAAACCAUAGCAGCAAUAUUGCAAUGCAAAGAUUUUUGGUUGGGUUAAUAGCCAUUUAAACAUAGACACAGGAAAAUAUGUAUCUAUUGCAUAUAUUUUCUCGAAUUUCAUUUAUUCCUUUCUGUUCACGCUUUCACUCAUGCUACUCUUUGGAAAGUUUAGCUCCAUAUAUGUCCUAGUUAUGGCAAAAAUGUUAAAAUAUGUUGCUAAAUGAAGUAGCGCCAUUUUCGGACCACUUGCAAGCUUGGGUUAACCUGCUAGCAGUAUUAUUUUUAUUUAAAGCCUCUCUGAUUUUUGUAAUGAACCUCUGCUUAGCCUGUACUGACUAGAGAUGCCUUCAGAAAUCUGGUCGACAAUUUCUUUGAGUCUAGUAGCAGAAAUGGAGCCGUUAUCGCUUGACUGAAGUCAAUAAUUGUGAAUUGUAAAAUGUUUAGCGGAUCAAUGUCAGUUGAUUGGAUGCAGUAGUAGUGUUUACUUAAUUUAUCUAUGCAUUGUGCUAUGAAUAUUUAGUUUGUUUCAGGGGUACACCAUGUUUGACAUGUUCAUAGAGCUACGUUUUCACCAUAAUGUGUGUACAGACAAGAUUCAUACCUAUAAACUAUCAUUAAGUUUGAUCAAGUAAUUCAGUUUCUAAGCCCAGCAUCAGAGAGGAUAUUCACAUCUGCGUUUCAUGUAAAUAAUUAGCAAAUAGCCUUUAAAAAGUCUAUUAACUGACCUCUUACACUUGUGAAUCUGUGUUGAUACAAAGGUUUUAAUUCAAUUCCUUGUCAGAAAGGCAAUAAUUUGUAGAUAUGUACAGAUAUUUUGGGUUUUGCUUUUUACCGGUUGACUUGGUGUUUUGAUUUCUUUUUCUCUUUGGAAAGUCAUGAUACCCAUACACCAGGAUACAGCUGAAACCACGCAUGCCAGCUGUGCCUGUUUCUCAAGUGUACCACUGAAAACGGCUUUACCUGAAGACGUAUUGAUAUUACUCAAUGUUGCAAUUUUGCAUUCGAAAUUUGCAGCCAUGUGUAAAAGACACUCAUCUUUCUUUCCUUGAAAAAAAAUCUUUUUACAUGUCGUCGUCUAUUUGUCUUGAUGGUAAAGGGAUGGCUGCUGCUCUAAGUAUGUGGAGAGCUAAUUUCUCUUUUAAUGCAAUGUGCAUAAUGCAGUAGGUCCUCCAAGCUCUUCUAGCUUUAGCAGUGCAGUGAUAUUUAUUUCACCUGUGGUUUGUACAAAGACUCAGAAAACUGUCAGAAUGUAAAGGCCAUUAAGUAGUAGAAGUAGGUUUUUCACCACCCUGUGAACUCUCGAAAAUGUGAUAUUUUAUUGAUAUCUCUGGUAUGAGACUUGUGUGUGCGAGCAAGCACUAAACACAUUUAUUUUAUAUUUUGUAUUGUGUUUUGAAGUUUAAAAAGGAAAAAAAAAUAUAGCAGUUGUGGUUUUGAAAAAGAAAACUCGAGUCCUUUGAUGAAAACAAAAACACCUUUGUGAAUAAAAACCUACAAAACUUAAAAAUGUAUAUCCAGAAAUAUAGACAAUCAAAAACUUCACUAUGAGAAAUGUUCAAGAAGCUAUCUUUAUCUUUGUUUAUAAGAAUUGUACAUAUACAUUGAGUUGUUUUUUUUUCUUUUGUUAAACAUUAUUUUGUAUUUUCUGUUGUACUUUAAUACCUUGUGUACAGAUCCAGAAAUAAAGCUCUGGAAAAGGUUCAAAGAUGA
Molecule: messenger RNA, 4356 nt
Organism: Amphiprion ocellaris (clown anemonefish)
Lineage: Eukaryota; Metazoa; Chordata; Actinopteri; Pomacentridae
Gene: mier3b
Product: mesoderm induction early response 1, family member 3 b
Exons: 13
Coding region: 16-1707 (563 amino acids)
Biological process (GO): negative regulation of transcription by RNA polymerase II
Cellular component (GO): nucleoplasm
Molecular function (GO): histone deacetylase binding; transcription corepressor activity
Source: RefSeq, a predicted model, not a curated record